Messenger RNA from Telopea speciosissima, 1521 nucleotides. RefSeq lists its product as uncharacterized. The record is from RefSeq and is a predicted model, not a curated record. NCBI's taxonomy places the organism in Eukaryota, Viridiplantae, Streptophyta, Magnoliopsida, Proteales, Proteaceae. The transcript is spliced from 4 exons. Bases 1 to 1521 code for a protein of 506 amino acids.
AUGGAUGCUCAUGUAAAGAGGCGGACUCCUAAAGAGGUUGUUGCAGAGAGGCACGGUAAAGGUCCCCAACAGACUACAAUGGAGAACCGUAUGAGAUCAGAGGAGGAAAGAGAUAAACUCCGUUCUUACUUUGCAAGGUGGGCUUUUGAAAGUGGCAUUCCAUUCAAUGCAUUGAAGCUAAGGAGCUUCGAGGAGUUGGUUGAGGCAAUUGGACAAUAUGGGCCAGGUUUCAAGCCCCCUUCAUUUCAUGAUUAUAGGGUUCCUCUAUUGAAGUCUGAGAAGGAGAAAGUUGAUGAAAUAAAAAAGAAACAUAAAAUCUCUUGGAGGAAAGGGUGCACUCUCAUGUCUGAUGGGUGGACCGACAGGAAAGGAAGCCACUUAAUUAAUUUUCUUGUCAAUUGUACGGAAGGGACUUUUUUUUUAGGGUCUAUGGAUGCGUCAAGUCAAAUACAAGAUGCAAAAAUGUUAUUUGAGCUCCUUGAUAGUAGGAUUGAGGAGAUUGGAAAGGAGAAUGUGGUUCAAGUGGUCACUGAUAAUGCUUCCAAUUAUGUUGCUGCUAGAAGGCAUGCUCGCCUUCUUGAAGCUAUGAGGGUACAAACAAAAGGAGCAGACUUGGUAAGGGCUGGAGUAACCAGAUUUGCAUCUUCAUUUUUAACACUUCAAAGCUUAUUGAAGCAUAAGGCUGCUUUGAGGAGAUUAUUUCUUUCUGACCAUUGCUUGAGAGCAUCAUUGCCUCUUCUUCAAGUAUUGAGGAUAGUAGAUGGAGAUGAGAGGCCUGCAUUGCCUGAAGUAUAUGUUGCAAUGGAAGAGGCAAAAAAGCACAUAAUAUCAAAUUUUAAGGGCAUAGAAAGGAAAUGGAAGAAGAUUGUAAAGAUUAUUGAUAGGCGUUGGACAAGUCAGAUGGAGCGACCAAUAUAUUUGGCUGCAUUUGUCCUUAAUCCAAGCAAGUACUUUAAAGCAAUUGAGAUGGAAUCAGAUGAAUCUUUAGCCAACUCCUUGAUGCAUAAAGCAAAUGAUGUCUUUAAUGAUGUUCUUAGGAAUAGGUUAGAGCAUCAACGUUUAAAUGAUCUUGUCUACAUCCAAUAUAAUCGUCGUCUUCAAGUAAGGUUCCAAGAAAGAAAGGAACAAAGCAGAAAUUAUGAUCCACUGGAGCUUGAUGAGCUAGAUUGGAGUAGUGAGUGGAUGACUGGGGCUUCAGAUGAUGAAUUAGUUCAUCCUGGGGAUGAUCUCACUUGGAGAACUGUAUCAGCAGUAACUGGGGUAUCUUCAUCGUUUUAUGGCGCCAAUAGAGCGAGGAGGUCUGGACCAUCAACCGCUCCAAUUCCACCCCUUCCCUCUUCUUAUUCACGGCGUGCUAGGGGGAGGGUUGAGUCUUCAGAUGAAGAACUGGAGUUCGGGUUGGAGUUGGAUGAACAAGAUAUGCGUGAUGAUGAAGAUGUUGAGGAUGAUUUUGGUAUAGAAAGUAAUGAUGCGGACAAACAACAGGAGCAAGAAGAUUUAAAUAUGCUUAAUUGGGAUUGA